Messenger RNA from Aspergillus glaucus CBS 516.65, 1324 nucleotides. RefSeq names its product alkene reductase. The transcript has a single exon. Gene Ontology annotation, molecular function: FMN binding; NADPH dehydrogenase activity. The coding region runs from base 77 to 1174 and encodes 365 amino acids. The record is from RefSeq and is a predicted model, not a curated record. Lineage: Eukaryota; Fungi; Ascomycota; Eurotiomycetes; Eurotiales; Aspergillaceae.
CUGUAUUCCUUCGGGAUGCCGAGUCACAGAACCGAAACCGACCAACAGCAACACAAAGCGACUUCACCCCUCCCCCAUGGCCGCCAUUAUAUCUCCCAUCCGGAUCGGCAAUCUGGAUAUCAGCAACCGGGUCGUGCUGGCUCCCAUGACACGCAUCCGCGCCGACGACCACCAUGUCCCUCUCGAUAUCGCUCGCGAGUACUACGCGCAGCGAGCCUCCGUCCCCGGCACCCUGUUAAUCAAUGAAGGCACGUUUAUCUCGGCGCGCGCAGGCGGAACAGACAAUGUCCCCGGAAUAUGGAGCGAAACACAAGUCAAACAAUGGAAGACCAUCACCGACGCUGUGCAUGACCGUGGGAGUUACAUUUUCUGUCAGCUAUGGGCAUUAGGUCGAGCUGCAAACCCAGAGGUACUGGCAAGGGAUGGUGAAAAUGUCAUUUCCAGUGGAGAUAUUCCGAUGACGGAAUCGAGUCCUAUUCCAAGGCCCCUUAGCGAGGAUGAAAUCCUGGACUGGGUCAAUGACUAUGCCCGCGCUGCUAAGAACGCUAUUUCCGCAGGGUUCGAUGGCGUCGAGAUCCACGGGGCAAACGGAUAUCUACCUGACCAAUUCCUACAAGACACCGCAAACAACCGGACUGACCGAUGGGGUGGUAGUCUUGAGAAUCGGUCUCGAUUUGGUCUCGAAGUUGCCAAAGCUGUGUCCGAUGCGGUUGGCGCUGAAAGGACGGGAUUCCGCAUCAGUCCAUGGAGCACAUUUCAGAGCAUGCGCAUGAAGAAUUUCCAGGAACAAUUCACUGAUCUCAUUCUGGGCCUCAGCCGACUGAAUUUGGCGUACCUACACGUCGUCGAGCCACGGAUUUCGGGUGGUCAAACGGUCGAAGAUAGUGUGGAAAAUGAUGAUACCUUUAUCUUUGACGCCUUUGGCAACUCAGGUGCCAUCAUCUUGGCAGGAGGCUUUACAGCAGAGUCGGCAGAGAAGAGACUUCAGAGCCAAGCCACCCGUCGUGUCGCCAUAGCUUUUGGACGCCAUUUCCUAGCCAACCCCGACUUGCCGUUCCGGAUUGCCAAAGCUCUCCCUUUGAAUCAAUAUGAAAGGGCGACCUUUUACACACCGAAAUCCCCCAGGGGCUAUAUUGACUACCCUUUCAGCCCACAAUUUUCGACUGAGGGUUAGUUGGAAUUACAUUGGCAAAAUGGGUUGUGAGAAAGUGUUUGGAUAAAUGCCUUGUUUAUCGCGCCUCGGGUUGCUUUGCAGUUUCUUUGUGAGAUGGGUCGUGAGAUAGACCGCCAGUAGCUUGCCUUUCGAUAGAGAAUUCAUACCUCC